Lasiodiplodia theobromae is the source of this 1725-nucleotide messenger RNA. RefSeq names its product Aspartic-type endopeptidase. The coding region runs from base 1 to 1725 and encodes 574 amino acids. The record is from RefSeq and is a predicted model, not a curated record. Lineage: Eukaryota; Fungi; Ascomycota; Dothideomycetes; Botryosphaeriales; Botryosphaeriaceae. The transcript has 3 exons.
AUGGCCUUCAACAACGAUGGCACCGGUCCUGAUGGGCCAUGGGCCUACAUCAUCGCCCCAGUCGACGCUCCGAGUCAGACGCUCGGCUUCUACCCGUCCAUGAUCGAGAUGCCCAUGAUAGUCAACGCUUCGGCCUGCCAAGCCCAAUCAGCUCAAUGCGUCAUGCCCACUAUCACCGCAUGGACUGGCUCCGCCGCUCAUGAUCUCUACCUCAACGAGACCAGUGAUGAAUGGGACCCGUCCGAGUGGGAAGACGUCCAUGGCGGUUACGUAACCGAGCUAAUGUCUCUGGAAGGCAGCCUGCGUUAUACCACGCAGCGCCUCAGCCUCGGAACAGUUGAUCUUGACGGUAUUGCCAUGGCUGUCGCCGACAAUGUGACUGCCAGCUUCCCGAAUGGAGACUGGUAUACCGUUGGCAUCGGAUAUUUAUCUUUAUACGGCGGUUCAACUUUCACUUACGAUAUACCCUCUGGCACUCGGACCUUAUCCCUCCAACUUGCCCUCGGCUGGUCGAAAGGUGCCUAUGCUUCAAUGAGUUUCGGACUGCACAUGGGAUCUGUCAUGCACAAGAUUAGCGGCAAACUGUUCUGGGGCGGUUACGACCGGGCCCGUUGCAUCAGCGAGCCCAUCACCGUCGAGUCCAACUCGACCUUCUCCCUCGCCGACAUCUCCAUCGGCGUGGCCUCAGGCGGCUCCGCUUUUCUGAACAACACGUCCAGCGCAACCGAAAUCGACGGCCUGCUGCAGACCAACGGCUCCGACAGCAGCACCAGCCUCCCUCUGACCGCGCAGCCCGACCCGGGCGUGCCGUACAUGUACCUCCCAGGCGCGACCUGCGCCGCCAUCGCCGGCUACCUGCCCGUGACGUACGACGCCGGGCUCGCCCUGUACCGCUGGAACACGUCCGCGCCGGAAUACGACGACAUCAUCAGCUCGCCGCACCACCUGUCCUUCCACUUCCACACGUCGGGCACCUCGGGCGCUACGCAGUCCAUCGCCAUCCCCUUCGCGCUGCUCAACCUGACCCUCGACUACCCCAUUACCAGCGACCCGACACCGUAUUUCCCCUGCCGGCCCUACAGCCCGUCCGACACGUCGAACCCGGCCGCCGUCGUGCUCGGCCGCGCCUUUCUGCAGGGCGCCCACUUCGCCCAGAACUGGCAUACGGGGAGUGUGUGGUUAGCGCAAGCGCCCGGACCUGGAUACGUCGACGAGGACCUCAAGACCAUCCAGGAGACCGACACGGGCCUGACGCCGCUGCCCAACGCCCAGGCCUGGAACGAGACGUGGGCCGAUGUGUUGACGCCGCUGAACGGGAGCACGACGGGCGACAGCACGAGCGGCGGGGGAACUGGGUCUGGCAGCGAGAACGAUUCGGGAUCGGGGAGCAGCGGAAGCAGCAGCGAGAGUAGCGGGAGCAGCGAUUCGGGGCUGUCGACGGGGGCGAAGGCGGGCAUCGGCGUCGGUGUGGCGGUGGGCGGGAUUGCGCUGCUCGGCUUGGUAGGAGCGCUCCUGCUGCGGAGAAGAAGGAGGGAAGGCGCAGAGGGAGGGCCAGACCCGAGGACCGGCGCGACGGAACUGCCGGAGGAGCGGUCAAUGGCAUACGCGGCGGUGCCGCCGCAGGAGCUGGCAAGCGCGGAGAUGCAGGAGUUGCCCGCGGAUAAUGCGAUUAAGGAGUUGCAGAGCCACCCGAAACCGCACGAGUUGCCUGCAAGAUAUGUAUAA